GCAAACAGCACUGACCUAGCUUCUCUCUCUCUUCCCCCCCCAUCUCUCCUGCUCAUCCGUCCAUCUGUCCACUGUGCUGUGCAUCCAUCCCUCCCUCCAUCCCUCUAUCCAUUCCUUUAUCUGUCCAUUGGUCCGUCCACCCAUUGUUUUAUCCAUCUGCCUGUCAUUCUAUCUGUCCCUUCAUCAUUCCAUCCAUCCAUCAUGCCACCUCUUUCUCAUUCUGUCCAUCCAUUUCUCUGGCUCAUCCAUUGUCUUAUCCGUCCAUCUGGCCAUCCAUUGUUUACCAAUUUAUUUGUCCAUCCCUCUACCCUUCCGUCCAUUGUUCAAUCAUCCAUCCAUCCAUUCCUCUGUGCAUUCAUCCAUUGCUUCAUCCAUCCAUCCAUUGUGCUCUUCUUUCAUCAUCAUAUCUGCCCAUCUAUCUGUCCAUCCACCUAUCCAUCCUUUUACCUCUCAUCUAUCCAUCCAUCAUUUAUUCUCUUCCUCUGUCCAUCACUCCAUCUACCCAUUCUUUGUUCCCUCCAUCUGCCCUUCCAUCUAUUAUUCCACCCAUCCCUUGUUCCAUCUCUCCACCCAUUGGUCGGUCUGUCUGUCUGUCCGUCCAUCCAUCCUUGCGUCCGUCCAUCUAUCUGUCCAUUCCUCCGUCCAUUAUUUUAUCCAUCGUUCUUUCCAUCCCAUUUCCAGGCUGCCCCCUCCGUGCCCUGUACUCUGACCCUCCUGUGCUGCCCCUCGCUUGCCAUGGAGCGCAACAGACCCCUGCACCCUUGCUAGCCCCACCCCUGCUGCCCCCCCUUGCCCCACCCGCUCGCGCUCUUUCUCUUUCUCUCUCUCCCCUAGCAUCCUCUGCUCCCAGGUGCCAUGUGGGGCGCCCUCGCUUCUCAGGCUGGCCUGGCCUUGUUGUUGUGGGCAGCGGGGCCCAUCUGGGGCGGGGGCGGCAGCCGGGGCGUGGACGACCGCUUCCCUGUGGUGGCCACCAACUUUGGGAAGCUCCGGGGCAUCAAGAAGGACCUGAACAACGAGAUCCUGGGGCCUGUGGUGCAGUUCCUGGGGGUGCCCUACGCCACACCGCCUGUGGGGCCCCGGCGUUGGCAGCCCCCUGAGGCCCCAGCCUCGUGGGCAGCCGUGAGAAAUGCCACGGCCUUUGCCCCCGUCUGCCCCCAGAAUGUCCAUGGCGUCCUCCCAGCCAUCAUGUUGCCCGUGUGGUUCACGGACAACCUGGAGGGGGUAGCGGCCUACGUCCAGAACCAGAGUGAGGACUGCCUGUAUCUCAACGUCUACGUGCCCACCGAGGACGGUCCACUCACAAAAAAACGGGACGACCCGUCUGGAAACAAUCCCUCAGCUGAUGAAGACAUCCGGGACAGUGGGAAGAAGCCAGUGAUGCUCUUCAUCCAUGGCGGGUCCUACAUGGAGGGCACGGGCAACAUGUUCGACGGCAGUGUGCUGGCCGCCUAUGGCAAUGUCAUCGUGGUCACCAUGAACUACCGGCUUGGCGUGCUUGGGUUCCUCAGCACGGGGGACCAGGCGGCCAAGGGCAACUACGGGCUGCUGGACCAGAUCCAGGCGCUGCGGUGGCUCAACGAGAAUAUCGGGCACUUUGGGGGCGACCCCGAGCGAAUCACCAUCUUCGGCUCGGGUGCCGGUGCGUCCUGCGUCAACCUGCUCAUCCUCUCCCACCACUCGGAAGGUCUCUUCCAGAAGGCCAUUGCACAGAGUGGGACAGCCAUCUCCAGCUGGUCUGUCAACUACCAGCCCCUCAAGUACACUCGCCUGCUGGCCUCCAAGGUAGGCUGUGACCACCUGGACACGGCCGAGGCAGUGGAGUGCCUCCGCCGCAAGCCCUACCGUGAGCUGGUAGACCAGGACAUCCAGCCAGCCCGGUACCACAUUGCCUUUGGGCCCGUGGUGGAUGGAGAUGUGGUUCCUGAUGACCCCGAGAUCCUGAUGCAGCAAGGCGAGUUCCUCAACUACGAUAUUCUCAUCGGGGUGAACCAGGGUGAGGGGCUGAAGUUCGUGGAGGACUCGAUGGAGAAUGAGGACGGGAUCUCAGCCAGCUACUUCGACUUCACCAUCUCCAACUUUGUGGACAACCUGUACGGGUACCCAGAGGGCAAGGACAUCCUGCGGGAGACCAUUAAGUUCAUGUACACAGAUUGGGCCGAUCGGGACAACGGGGAGAUGAGGAGGAAGACCCUCCUGGCCCUCUUCACUGACCACCAGUGGGUGGCCCCGGCAGUUGCCACGGCCAAGCUCCAUGCCGAGUACCAGUCACCCGUCUACUUCUACACCUUCUACCACCACUGCCAGACGGACACACGGCCGGAGUGGGCUGACGCAGCCCAUGGGGAUGAGAUCCCCUACGUCUUUGGUGUUCCCAUGAUUGGGGCCACCGACCUCUUCCCCUGCAACUUCUCCAAGAAUGAUGUCAUGCUGAGCGCUGUGGUGAUGACCUACUGGACCAACUUUGCCAAGACAGGUGACCCCAAUCAGCCAGUCCCCCAGGACACCAAGUUCAUUCACACCAAGCCCAACCGCUUUGAGGAGGUGGUGUGGACGAAGUUCAACACCAAGGACAAGCAGUAUCUACACAUUGGCCUCAAGCCCCGCGUCCGUGACAACUACCGAGCCAACAAAGUGGCCUUCUGGCUGGAGCUGGUGCCCCACCUCCACAACCUCCACGAGAUCAUCUACACAUCCACCACCACCCGCCUCCCGCCCUAUGGCACCCGCUGGCCCCCUGGCGGGCGCCCAGGGCCCAGUACUACCCGCCGCCCCUUCCCUACGCUCCCGCCUGACGAGGACGAGACGGACGACCGGCGCCGCUAUGCGCCCUUCCCAGGGGACUCCCGUGAUUACUCCACGGAGCUGAGCGUGACGGUGGCUGUGGGGGCCUCUCUGCUCUUCCUCAACAUCUUGGCCUUUGCUGCCCUCUACUACAAGCGGGACAAGAGGCAUGAGCUGAGGGGAGCGCCGGGGGGCAGUAUGGUGGCUGUGGGGGCAGCAGCGGCUCGUCGCCUCAGUCCCCAACGCAACGCAGCCAAUGACCUCCUCCACGCUGGGCAGGAGGAGGAGAUCAUGUCGCUGCAGAUCAAGCACGCCGAGCAUGACACCCACGAUCUGGAGCCCUUGAGGCCCCAUGAGCUCCUGCGCCCGGCCUGUCCCCCGGACUACACCCUGGCCCUGCGGCGGGCGCCCGAUGACGUCCCGCUCAUGACGCCCAACACCAUCACCAUGAUCCCUAGCACCAUCACAGGCAUCCAGGCAUUGCACCCAUUCAACACUUUCCCAGCUGGCCACAAUCCCACUCCACCACGCGUGUAUAGUGGCCUCCCCCCUCCCCCUGCCCCCUUGUCCCCCUUCCUCAGCUCCCCAUGGCACCAGGGAAUCCAGGCGUCCAACAGCAAAUGGAUACCGCCAAGGUCCUUCCAACAGGGAGGCACCAUGGGCCACCCCCUGCCCUUAGGAGGUCCCAGCAUGGUCGCCACUCCGGGUAACGGUGACCACGUCAUGUCCUUCCCAGAUGGCGGAUGGGGGACAUCAACUGCCCAUUGGGUGGGAGCCACCCAAUGGCCAUCCAAGAUGGCAGAGAGGGGAUGCCAACGCCCGUUGGGUGGGAGCCGCUCAGUGGCCAUCCAAGAUGGCAGACAAGGGACACCAGCUGCCCGUUAGGUGGGAGCCACCCAAUGGCCAUCCAAGAUGGUGGAGAGAGGUCGCCAGCCACCCACUGACUCUUCUGGAUGGUGGUCAUCCAACACGGCAGAAGGGGAUGCCCGCCAUGCCAUUGGCUGGACCCAAUGCUAUCCCAAGAGGCUGCCAGCCCCCUACGGCAUGGGGCUGAGAGACCCCCUCCCCCCCGCUGUUGCCACGGAGCCCAAGGGGGGUCUCAGGGAGGGGG
Alligator sinensis (Chinese alligator) is the source of this 3892-nucleotide messenger RNA. RefSeq names its product neuroligin 2 (gene NLGN2). Lineage: Eukaryota; Metazoa; Chordata; Crocodylia; Alligatoridae. The transcript has 6 exons. Bases 856 to 3666 code for a protein of 936 amino acids. Gene Ontology annotation, cellular component: postsynaptic specialization membrane; synapse; cell surface. The record is from RefSeq and is a predicted model, not a curated record. Gene Ontology annotation, molecular function: neurexin family protein binding; signaling receptor activity. Gene Ontology annotation, biological process: modulation of chemical synaptic transmission; synaptic vesicle endocytosis; neuron cell-cell adhesion.